This is a messenger RNA of Dentiscutata erythropus, 706 nucleotides long. Lineage: Eukaryota; Fungi; Glomeromycota; Glomeromycetes; Diversisporales; Gigasporaceae. The record is from the annotation of a GenBank genome assembly.
AAUCAGAAAACACUACGAGCUGAAACAUAUUGUGGACUAGCAGAUUAUUUAUCUGUUGCUGCUAAGGAAAAAGAUGUUGUAGUAGGAUUAAGUGAAUAUAAAAUGCAAGAAAAAUCCCACACUAUAAUUCAAUUACCUAUACAUUUGCCAAAAAACCAAACUGUUUAUUUCAAUAAUGGAAAUGAGGCUGAGGCUCUUGAUUCUUUGCAAGCUCAAAAUACAAUGCUAACUGCAUGGUUUGAAUUAAAUAAACAGGAUACUGAUGCUAAAAAAAUUAUAUAUCAUAAUAUUCCAUUAUUUUAUACCUUUGAUACAAAAACUAGAUUAUGGAAAAAACGAACACAGUAUACAGAGAAGAUUAUUGGUAGAAUGUAUACUGUUUCACUAUCAAAUAUAGAACGAUUCUCUCUCAGACUUUUACUUUUAUAUACACCUGCAGCUUUGGCAAGAGAAUUACUGGAUGAUAAUAAUGAAUGGAUUAAAUGUAUAGAUAAGGCAGCCCAAUGGCAAAUGCCAAAAGAAUUAAGGCAACUAUUUGCAUUAGUACUAAUUUGGAUUGCUUUAUUUUUGGCUUAUCAAAAUAUUAAUCAAAAAUUAGCACAAUUUCAAAAAUCUCUUGAAAAAGAUUUUAAUAUAUCAUUACCACUAAUUCAUGAUACAAUUAGCAAUGAAGAACAAAUUGAUAAAAACCAAGAAUAUGAAAUUG